This is a messenger RNA of Trichechus manatus latirostris (Florida manatee), 891 nucleotides long. RefSeq names its product stathmin domain containing 1 (gene STMND1). The coding region runs from base 1 to 891 and encodes 296 amino acids. The transcript has 5 exons. The record is from RefSeq and is a predicted model, not a curated record. Lineage: Eukaryota; Metazoa; Chordata; Mammalia; Sirenia; Trichechidae.
AUGGGGAAGUUAAAGCCAGGGGCCAAGGAAACUUCUCACUCUUCCAUGGAAUACCAGGUUCCCUUACCCAUAAUCCCACUCCUGGCGCACGAGCUGCAGCACCGAGACUGGAAACAGCAUGACCAGCGUGCUAGAGCUGCGCCUGCUCAGGCAGAUGUUGGUGAGAUUCAUUCCGAGGACAGCUGCAGACCCCAGAUUAAGGCUGCGUUGUCCAAGGACACUGUGGGCAGUGCCGAAGGCCUGGAAAAACCAGCCCAGAUGGGAAGCUUACCCGGAACCAUUCCAGAAAGUUCCCCAUCUCCUAGUGAACAAAACGGAGGAGUACAUUCAGACCUAGCACCCGGUGGAUUCAUCAGUAAACCCCAGCCCCUGGAGAAUGGGGAGCGGCCGAAGUCGUCAGACAUCCUGGAGGAACUAAUUGUUCAGGGAAUAAUACAGAGCCACAGUCAAGUCUUCAGAAAUGGGGAGUCAUCCGAUGUCAUGGUGACCACGACGGAGAAGCCUCUGAGAAAGCCACCAGCCAGACUGACAAAACUGAAGAUCAAAAGGGAAGUGAAGGAUUUCACCUUGAAGAACAUAGACAAGAUGCAGGCGGCGGAGGAGCGCCAGAAGACCAAAGAAGAAGUCAGAAAAAGACUACAGAGUGACCGACUUCUGCCCCCAGACCGUGGUUUGGACUUAGUGGAACUGGAUGGGGCUGAGGUCCCAUUUGCCAAAGGACUUCAUACUGUGAGCUCUGCAGUGUUUGAACCACCUGACCUGCAGGGAGAGCCGCUGAAAAGGAGGAAGAGCAAAAGUGAGGCGACCUCAAGUGAUUUAAACUACAGUUAUGAAAGUAUUGGGGUCGUGGAGUCAGACAUGUCCUACAACCAAGCAGAUGACGUAUUCUAA